Messenger RNA from Papaver somniferum (opium poppy), 1182 nucleotides. Its product is annotated as putative F-box protein At3g16210. Lineage: Eukaryota; Viridiplantae; Streptophyta; Magnoliopsida; Ranunculales; Papaveraceae. Bases 1 to 1182 code for a protein of 393 amino acids. The record is from RefSeq and is a predicted model, not a curated record. The transcript has a single exon. Gene Ontology annotation, molecular function: protein binding.
AUGAGGAGGUUUAAAUUUAACGAUCUCCCGAAAGAGAUGAUGUUACAAAUUCUAAGUCGAUUACCAGUUGAAUUCGUUUUAAUCUCCAAAUUGGUGUGCAGACAAUGGAGGGAUCUUAUUCGUCAUCCAUCUUUCUAUCAAGAGUACUUGGAUCAUCUUAGUUCUGCUGCUGCUGAUGAUGAUUCUGGUAAGUUGGGUUUCAUAUUCUUUAGUUAUGAUCAAGGGAUGAAAAUUUAUUACAUAGAGCAUGAUGAGAAUUCACAUGAAACACUGUUUAGUGGGAUAACAAGGAUGAAUUUGAACCCUCCGUUUAACGAUUGGUCUUGUAUUGGUUCACAAAAUGGUUUAAUUUGCUUCGAUUCGAGGUAUAUGGGUAUGUCGAAUAAACAUCAUUCUGGACCUGCUUAUGUCUGUAAUCCAGUCACUAGAGAAUAUGUUGUCCUUCUAGAUACUGAAGGAGUGUACUUGUGGACUGGGUUUGGUUAUAGUUGUGAAACUAAUGAGUACAAGGUUGUUAGGAGCUGUUUCGACUCGAUAGACCCAAAUGUUGGAACUGCUCAAGUAUAUACUCUUGGCAGUGGUGGUGGAUGGAGAAAUGUGGCAAAGAUCAACAACAUGAAUAGGAAACACGAUAGACAACAUGGUGUGUUUGCAAAUGGAGCUCUUCAUUGGGAAAACGAACACAGGGAAUCCAUUCUUGCUUUCCAUUUGACUGAGGAAAAGUUUAGUGAACUUCCAUUACCACCUGCUGGUGUUCCAUAUAUUUCUAUUGAACUAGGAGUUUUAGGUGGUUUCUUAAGUGCUACUUAUUAUCGCGAAGACAUUGGGAAUGAAAUAUGGUUAUUGAAGAAGAAUAAAGAGACUUGUGACUUCAGAUGGAGUAAAGAGUUUAGUUUUGACAGUAAUAUGCAGAAGCCAUUGGAGUUUACGAAGAGUCGUAGGCUUCUGUGCUAUAAGAAUACCAAAGUAUAUAGUUACGAUCUAAAAGCUUCAUCUGCCAAAGUUGUUAGUGUUGACAAGUUUAUUAAUCAAGCAAUCCGUCACAAGAAUACCUUAGUUUCAUUAAGAUUAUUGGGAGAAAGAGAUACAAAAACAAUGGAAUCCUGUGAAAGAGCAAGUUCUAGGGAGGAGACAGAAAAUGGUGGUAAAUUGAAGAAGCGCAGAACAAUAAGAAAUCUCUAG